This is a messenger RNA of Humulus lupulus (European hop), 493 nucleotides long. Its product is annotated as probable E3 ubiquitin-protein ligase ARI7. The record is from RefSeq and is a predicted model, not a curated record. Lineage: Eukaryota; Viridiplantae; Streptophyta; Magnoliopsida; Rosales; Cannabaceae. The coding region runs from base 32 to 493 and encodes 153 amino acids. The transcript is spliced from 5 exons.
AUCUACUCUUUCACUAUACGAGGAUUCAGAAAUGGGGAACUCAAAGGGAUGUUUUAUUGAAGCUGAGAAAAGAAGAGAGAUGGCCAAGAACUCGCUAGAGAGGUAUACUCAUUAUUACGAAAGAUGGGCAACUAACCAAUCGUCUAGGCAAAAAGCACUUGCAGACUUACAGCAAAUGCAGAGCGUGCAUCUUGAGAAGCUGAGUGACAUACAGUGCCAACCUGAGUCACAGCUAAAGUUCAUAACAGAGGCCUGGCUUCAGAUCGUUGAGUGCAGGCGUGUUUUGAAAUGGACAUAUGCUUAUGGAUAUUAUUUACCAGAGCAUGAACAUGCCAAGAGACAGUUCUUUGAGUACUUGCAAGGUGAGGCAGAGUCUGGGUUCGAAAGACUUCAUCAAUGUGCAGAAAAGGAGCUACAUGUUUACCUUAAUGCAGAGGGCCAAUCAAAAGACUUCAAUGAGUUUCGCACAAAACUUGCUGGACUGACUAGGUAG